Molecule: messenger RNA, 3062 nt
Organism: Corvus hawaiiensis (hawaiian crow)
Lineage: Eukaryota; Metazoa; Chordata; Aves; Passeriformes; Corvidae
Gene: RCAN1
Product: regulator of calcineurin 1
Exons: 4
Coding region: 186-770 (194 amino acids)
Biological process (GO): calcium-mediated signaling
Cellular component (GO): nucleus; cytoplasm
Molecular function (GO): calcium-dependent protein serine/threonine phosphatase regulator activity; nucleic acid binding
Source: RefSeq, a predicted model, not a curated record
UUUGUUCCCGACUCCCUCCAAGCAUGCGGGACUCUGCUCAGGAAUUCGCUGUCACACACAGGAUGCUCUGAGAGCUUUUUUUCACCAGGGGCUGGACUCUCUUGCCUUAUAAACGCUGCCUGCAGCAGCCAGGGCUCCUGAAAAUCCCGGGAUUUCUGCGGGAAUCGCUCGGGCCGAGCCCCAAAAUGCAUUUCCGCAAUUUUCAUUACAGUUUUAGCUCGCUCAUCGCCUGCCUGGCAGAUGGGGAUGUCUUCACCCAGCCAGAAACGAGGGCCAAAUUUGAAUCCCUGUUCCGACCCUACGACAGGGACCUCACCUUCCAGUAUUUUAAGAGCUUCAAAAGAGUGAGAAUUAAUUUCAGCAACCCUUUAUCUGCAGCAGAUGCCAGGAUCCAGUUGGACAAGACAGAAUUCCUUGGAAAAGAACUCAAACUCUAUUUUGCUCAGACUUUGCACAUUGGAAGCUCCCAUCUGGCCCCCCCAAACCCAGACAAGCAGUUUCUGAUCUCCCCUCCUGCCUCUCCUCCUGUGGAUUGGAAACAAGUGGAGGAUGCCACUCCAGUCAUUAACUAUGACCUUUUAUAUGCUAUUUCCAAGCUAGGACCAGGAGAGAAAUACGAGCUCCAUGCAGCCACUGCCACCACUCCCAGCGUUGUUGUCCAUGUCUGUGAGAGUGACCAGGAAAAUGAUGUGGAAGAGGAGACCAAGAAACCCAAACCCAAAAUUAUCCAGACCCGGAGGCCGGAUUAUGCUCCUGCCCACCUGAGCUGAGCUGAGUUGCUGCUGCUUUUUCCAAGGAUUUGGAGUAGAAAACUGCCAGGGAAAAACCUUUACUGUGGAAACAGCAGCUCACACGUUUGGUGGCAGCGGCAGCAGCUGCGGUAGGAGAAUUCCAAGCUAAGUUUGCUCAAAAUGAAGGAAUUCCAUCCUUAGUUUUGCUGCCUCAGGUUGAUGCACGGGCUGAGUGUAUUCCCGGAUCCCUGGGAACAAAGGAUGGGGAGAAGGUGACAUUUUGAGGCAAAACAGGACAAACUGGGGUUAUUUUGGGGGAAAAGCAGCUGGGGGAAGCUUUCCUUGUUCUGUACUCCCAUAAAUCCUCCAGCUGAUGAUUGUUUGGAAAACCUUGGGAUAACAGGGUUGGAAAGAUGAUGGGAAUUUAACCCUUUUUCUUACACUAGGUUUUGUGCAUGUUUCUUCUUGGUCUUCUAAAGUAAUUUGCGUUAUUUUCUAGAGUUUCCCCCAAGUUUCUGGAAAUCUGGGAAUUGUUUCAAGUAUUUAUUAUCUCAGCCUCCCAGAAUUCCUCCUGGAUGUGUAUAUACAUGAUAUAUUUAUAUCUGUUUUUAUUGGCACUCGUUUUCCAGCAGGAUACAAUUCCUCCAGCACCUGCUUUUGGUGCUCUGGAAGUUGUGCUUCUAAAAUGUUAACCUUUGUGAAAUUCCUGCAAAGGGUUUUAUCUGGCAAAGCAAUGGAAAAACGUGCAAUAGGAGAGUUCUGGAAUACAUGGAUUUAAAAUUAUUUAAGUUCAGAUAAUUUAUAUAUUCAAUAGGAUUCGUUUGGGAGCUUUGACUUGGGGGGGGGAAAAAAGAACUCAAAUAAUGCUGAUGGUGCAUAUUCAGAGCAGUGGGAUUUUUCCAGUUAAAAAAAAAAAAAAAAAAAAGAUGGAUAAACUUGAAUCUGCAUUUUUGGGGAGCAAAGAUUUGAUAGGGAUUGGAAAAUUCCACCCAGGAACCAGUGAGGAGAGCUGGAGUGCCUUUUACUUGUCCAUUCCUACUCCAAGCUGCACACUUGGAUCUUUUUCUACUGGCUUUGGAUAUCCACAAACCCAAACUUUCUUGAGCUUUGCUUCCAAACUCAGCUGGGAUGAAAUGCUUAAUGCCAAGGAAUGCUUAUUUCAGCAGUGGGAAUAUGUGGGAGAAGCUUUAGGGGUUUUAUAUGGCAGUCUUCAAAGGCUCCAAAAUGCAAAUUCCAAGAAAGAUGACAGAAAUAUUUUAUUAGUGCUUUUUUAAACUGGAGAUCCUCACCUUGCAACAGGGUUCAGUAUUUUUUGGAAGAGAUAGGAACUGCUAUCCAUGGAAAAUACCACUUAGGGUCUUGGAAAAGGGAUGUUUGAAUGCCUCUCAUUGUGUUUUUAGGAAUCAAACUGUGGCUCUCUCUUGGUUUGCUUUUGCCACACGGUUGGUCUGAGAAGAGAUUGAAGCAAGUUUUGAUUGAAAUGCCUGGUUCACACCUUGGUUUUUUUUAAAUAAUACCUGUUUUAAAAAGAAUGGAGCCAUUCCAGGCUGAGGUGCAGGGAAUCAAGGUGUUAUGGAAGGCCUGGCAUUCCUGACUGACACAGAAAUCUGGGACUAGAGAGCAGGAAUAUAUUGAAUAUUCUGCUCUAGCUUGGAUUGUUAGUCCCUGGAAACUGGAACAAAGCCUGGUUUUGGUGUCUGAGUGGCCCUGGCUCCAUGGGAACUGUUGAGAAGAGCUAAUUCCAUGGAUUGCUGGAGCUGGACACACAGGAAAAUGGGGUUAUUUUGGGCUACCCUCAGCUGGCUCCACGUGCUGCAUUCAACACCCAAAAUAAAGGAAUCAAGUGGAGAGAAACUUUGUAGGUUUGCCACAACUGCCUUGAAGCCUUUCCAAGAUUUUUCCAUGUUUCUCAAAUGACUGCUGGACUUCAUGUUCUCACCACAUUCAAUUAAAAACCUUUGGAAUAAUUCCUGUCCUGUCCUUUUUCCAUGAAAAAUCAAAACAUGAGUUUGGCAGUAGAAACCCAGGUGGCUGCUGCUGCGUUUCCUACAAAAGCAGAGCUGCUUUUCAAUGAAAACCAUCAAUCAAUCUCAUUUUUGUCAUUUUAAUACCUGACCCCUGCCUGAGGUGGGAACCAUGGAAAUCUUGGAAUGCUCACAGUGUGUUCCUGGUUGGAUCUGCCACGUCCUGUCCUCAUGACUCCGGUGUGCUGCUUGCUUUUUCUGGUUCUUUUAUUUUUGUAAUGUUCCACUGGAUGCUUAGUUGGUAUUUUAUACACUUGUAUAGCACGGGGCAGAUUGAAAUUAAAAUAUUUUGUUGUCUUCUUGUAAA